Messenger RNA from Apiotrichum porosum, 930 nucleotides. RefSeq lists its product as uncharacterized. The coding region runs from base 1 to 930 and encodes 309 amino acids. Lineage: Eukaryota; Fungi; Basidiomycota; Tremellomycetes; Trichosporonales; Trichosporonaceae. Gene Ontology annotation, cellular component: cytoskeleton. The transcript is spliced from 2 exons. Gene Ontology annotation, molecular function: actin filament binding. The record is from RefSeq and is a predicted model, not a curated record.
AUGGCCCCCGUCGCCGUCUCCAGGACCCAGGAGGCCACCGCGCCCGCUGCCGCCCCCGCCGAGCCCAAGCAGAGCCUCAGCGACCUGCCCAAGGAGGCGCUCAACCGCGUGUGGCGCGGAAACGCCGAGGGCACCAUCAAGCUCGAUGCGUUCCCGGACUACUGGACCAAGACGGACGAGGAGAGCUUGCUCAAGAAGAGGCAGUAUGUCAAGGAGCACCUGGCGCUCACGUUCCGCUACUGGGGCAAGAUGGGCUUCAACGAGGGUGCUGCCGGCCACAUUACCGUCCGUGACCCCAUCCUGCACGACCACUACUGGAUGAACCCCUUCAGCGUGCACUUUUCCUCCAUCACUGUCUCCAAGCUCGUCCUCGUCACUCCCGAGGGAUACGUGCACCCGACGCUCGGCGCGCAGCUGCCCAUCAACGCGGCAGGGUACUGGAUCCACUCGGCCAUCCACAAGGCGCGCCCCGAGAUCAACAGUAUCGGCCACUGCCACUCGGUCCACGGCAAGGCGUGGAGCGCGUUCGGCCGCCCCGUCGAGGUCACCAACCAGGACUCGUGCCUGUUCUACGACAACCUGGCAGUGUACAAGUCGUUUGGCGGCGUCGUCCUCGCGGGCGAGGAAGGUGCGCGCAUCGCCGCGGCCCUGGGCCCCAAGAACCGCUGUGCCAUCUUGCAAAACCACGGCCUGCUCACGCUGGGCGACACGGUCGACGAGGUCGGGUACUACUUUGCCCUGCUGGACAAGCAGUGCCACGUCCAGCUCAUGCAGGAGGCGGCCGAGGCAAACGGGAUCAAGAAGAACCUCAUCGACCCCGUCGACGCGGCGUUCACCGCCGCCACGCUCCAGCACCCCACGGCCGUCCACUUCUCGAUCAAGUCCGAGCUGGACCUCAUCGCCGAGCGCGAGCCCGAGUGUCUCAAGUAA